AUUGUACUGCCAUUCAACUUGUUCUUGUGUGAGAGGAAACAUGUCCGUGAAGUUGGCAUUUGUGCGGAUGGAUUUUAAGAAAAAGCCUGGAUUUAUAACCUUAUUUUAAUAUAUUUGGAGAAUAGAAAUGAUUGAAAAUCUCAGUGAAAACAAGCAAACGAACGAUUAAAACACAACAGCAGCAAGGACGUCUUUCAAGAAAAAGCACAGCCUGGGAGUACAUCACUACAGAGAUUUUGCCCAAAACUCUUUUAAAGGGCUUUUCACGUUUCUGAUUUGAUUAUUUUUGUGGAACAUAUUAAUGAUGGCAGCCAAUAUGGACCUUCCAGAUCAUUCUAACCAGACCGAAACCGUGACUUAUGAUCCAAAGUCUGAAACUGUAACGUUACCAAAUGGAGUUGUUUCCGUGGCGGGUGUCACUGUGAUCACUGGAGGAGCUGAGCUGUCCUGUAGUUCCUGUAUGUUGAUCUUUGGGGUUUGGGGAACUCUGGUUGGUUUGAGCAUGAUGUCAGUAGGGCUGUGGGACCAUUCGAUGUAUAAGAACAGUGGUCCAUCCCACCUUCUGACUCUUGGAUUGGUAGUGCUGCUUACCAGUUUAGGACUGGUGGCUGUGGUUUUUGGCUUCCGUUUCUUGAUGAAAAAGAGGAGAAUGAAGGCCAGAAGAGAAAGACAAGAAGGUCAUUUAGUUUUGGUUAAUGAUUACGCUGAAGUUGUUUUAAAGAAAGUGACAGUGUAAAAGAGCUGUAAAGGGAUAUUUCAGAGGCCAAACAAAAUUUCCCUAUGUUUUACUCACCCUCAAGGCAUCCUAACCGAAUAUGACUUUCUCCUUGCAGAAUAAUGCAGUCGGAGUUAUAACACAACGUAUGAUAUUUCUUCCAAGCGGUAGAAUGGGAGUGAAUGGGGGGCAAUUUUUUGAAGCUCCAAAAAGUGCAUCCAUUGAUCAAAGAACAGCUUGACACGGCUCCGUGGUCUUAACAAAGGUCUUCUAAAGCGACUCGAUGCGUUUGUUUAGGAGAAAUAUCCAAAUUGACAUCACUAUUAACGAUAACGUACAACUUCCGUUAUCCGUCGGCUGCGCUUGAACCUGACGCUUGUUUUUCCGGCAAAUGACGUAAGUUCCGGUGACAAACGCAGCAUUUUUUGUUUUGUUCCAAUAGUUCCAAACCGUCUCCUCUGUGCGGGAGCUUUCAUCACCGCGUCAUUUGCCGGAAAAACCAGCCUCUGGUUCAUGCGCAGCAGAGGGAUAACGGAAGCUAGACAUCAUCGUCAAUAGCGUUGUUAAUAUGGAUAUUUCUCUUAAACAAACCCAUCGAUUCGUUUCAGAAGACCUUUGUUAAGAGCACAGAGCCGUAUCGAGCAGUUCUUUGAUCGAUGGAUGCACUUUUUGGAGCUUCAAAAAUUCUACCGCUUGGACGUAAAAGGAUACGUGGUAUUAUAACUCCGACUGCAUUAUUCUUCAAGAAAAAAGUCAUAUUCGAUUAGGAUGCCUUGAAGGUGAGUAAAACAUGGGGAAAUUUUUUUUGCCUCUGAAAUGUCGCUUUAAGUGAAAGAUAAAGAGACUCAACGUCCUUCUCUCCUGCUCUCCAUCACUCAAUCAUAAAGGAAUGUCACAGGAAAUUCAGAGGGUGAACAAAAGGAAACACUUUGCAAUUUCCUCUGAUGUAAGAACACACAAGAUCUAUUGCAUUUCUGCAGCCACACGUCUGUUGAACAGAAAAGCAGAUAAUUUACCAAACAUCAAAGAGCAGGUUAUUUUCUUUACAAUGUUUGAUUGAUUAGGACUGAAAAGCACAAAAGCUACUUAAAUUAAUAUUAUUUCUGAACUGAUACAAUGGCUCUGAAUAACGUAGGGAAACUCCAUUUUAUAAGAAUAUCUACAAUAGCAUACUUUUUUUUAUUUUAAAAAACAAUUAAAAAAAACCAAUUUGAAUAUAACAUUUAAAUAUCAUAUUAGAUAUGAAUGACUCUUUUCGCGUUGCACAUAUAUUUUGUAAAAAAAUAUUAAGCACCAUUAGAAUUAGACUGACACAUCUAAAGUUUGCACGUAAAUAGAUUAUUUAAAUCUUUUAGAGACUUCUGUUUAAUUACAAGCUGGAUUUUUUCAAAUAUAAACACAAGUGUUUUGUGAUAAACCAUAAACAUACAGAAUAUAUUAUCUGCAUACUUUCAGGUUAGAACCUGAGGUAUGUUCCCAAAUGGUGAUAUCUACAGUAUACCAAAAAGGGAAACAAUAUUUUCUUGUAACAGCGACAUAUUUUACCGCACUGGUACCAGAUUUUUCUUUUGUUCAGCAUUGUUAUUAUUAUUACUUAUCAUUACUUUCAUUAUUGUUAUCAUUAUUACUGUGAUUGUAUUGAAUCUUAUGUACACAGUGCCACAAGCUACAGUAUUUUAAAUGAUGAACUGUGACAAUGCAGCGAUUGAACAGUUCAUAUUAACAUUAAAAAUGUAAUUUAGAAAGCAAACAUAAUUGACAACUGUGCAGUUGUAUGCAAAAUGUACAUUUUUGUUCUAGUGUAGAUACAAGAUAAUGUCUCCAUCUGCUGUUCAUUGUGUAUUGUGCAAUCCACUGCAAUAUACUUUUAUUUAUUUGUAAUAUGUCACUAGAUUAAAUCUGUUUAAAUAAAUACUGAUUUCAUUAAAUAAUCACUUAUCUUUUAAUUAAAUUAAGAUAGAAAAAGCAUUUGGUUGCAGACAAACAAAUAAAUAUUGUUUUUAAAAGCCAAAGCUUCUAAGGCCUACAUGUUGAGCAGUUUGUCAGUACCAUAAAAUGAUAACAGGUCUGCAAACAUAAAUCAAAGGGCACUUCCUUAUUAUAACAGCUCUUUAGGGCUAUCAAGUUUGUGAGUGAAACUCAAACUACACAGCCUCAUGUAAAUCAGAAGAACAGUGUCACCAUGACCAGAACUUUGAUGACCAGUCUUACCAUCAUCCUACUAACAGGUAUUGAGUCUAUCUUUGUUUUCUGGAGUGUAAUAUAUUUGUGUAUGUUAUGAUAAAGAAAACUCUUUGUACAUUGUGCACAUGUAGAUUUGGACUUUGACUAGCAGAAGGAUUUGACUGCUUCUGUUACACUGAAAAACAGAA
Triplophysa rosa is the source of this 3087-nucleotide messenger RNA. Its product is annotated as transmembrane protein 100-like. Bases 302 to 736 code for a protein of 144 amino acids. The transcript has 2 exons. The record is from RefSeq and is a predicted model, not a curated record. Lineage: Eukaryota; Metazoa; Chordata; Actinopteri; Cypriniformes; Nemacheilidae.